AUGGUUGCGAGAAUAUCGAAAAAAACUGUUCAGAAUAACAAUAAGAAACUUUUAACACCAAUAACUGAAGAAGAUACUACAUCUGCAUCAAUAACAACAUUACCGUCUUAUACACCAUUCGCAACAUCUACAUUAUCAAGAACACAAUCAAAAAAUUCAUCCAAAUCAUCCAAAUCAUCCAGAUUAACCAAAUUGUCAUUAUCAUCUAGAAUAUUUAAUGGUGGUGUUGUUGACGACUAUAAAGAUAAGAAAAGCGAUCAUCAAUCUAUCAACGACAAAUCAAAAUAUAAUGUUGAUUGUGACAAUGAAGAAAAUGAAUUAUUGCCUGAAUAUUCGUGUACUGUAAAUCAUUCAGGUUUUGUACUGGUCAAGAAAGAGUUUACACGUAAAGGAUUAAAAGCAACAAAAAGAUCAUGGCAAAGAAGAUAUUUAUAUUUAUGGGGAACUUUUUUACGUAUUUAUGCACAUGAACCAGACAACACCAACAUUGCAAAACCUCUAAAUCGAUUUAGCAUGCAAGACGCACAAGUAGAGUUGGCAAUUGAUUAUCCGAAGCGCAAGCACGUUCUAAGGAUAAAGUUCAAGACAGGUCAUCAAUAUCUAAUUCAGGCAGACGACAAAGAAGAAUGUGUCACGUGGAUAGAGAGGUUGCAAUCUUCCUGUAACAUUUCAUCCACUAUCGAUGAAAGACAAAUGCCAAUGUUUAUCACUUUGCCAACAAGAAGAAGAAAUAACGGUGGAAAUAUUAGUAGUGGCGUUGAUGUCACCAAUAUUAUUCAUAAUGAUGGAUAUGAUAACUAUGGUACAUCAUUAGCAUCAACAUCUUUAACUUAUCAACGAUUUAACGAGAUCGCAAGAGAAAUACAACAAGUUCAAAUAACCAAUUCUUCAAUAAAUUAUCAACUAUCGUGGUGA
Entrophospora candida is the source of this 915-nucleotide messenger RNA. Lineage: Eukaryota; Fungi; Glomeromycota; Glomeromycetes; Entrophosporales; Entrophosporaceae. The record is from the annotation of a GenBank genome assembly.